Molecule: messenger RNA, 606 nt
Organism: Saccoglossus kowalevskii
Lineage: Eukaryota; Metazoa; Hemichordata; Enteropneusta; Harrimaniidae
Biological process (GO): extrinsic apoptotic signaling pathway in absence of ligand; activation-induced cell death of T cells; negative regulation of apoptotic process
Cellular component (GO): external side of plasma membrane; CD95 death-inducing signaling complex; membrane raft
Molecular function (GO): tumor necrosis factor receptor activity; protein binding
Source: RefSeq, a predicted model, not a curated record
AUGACGAGUAAAGCUAUCUCAAUUAUCUGUAAAGAGUUAAAAUUGGCAGAAUGUAAAACCUUUUGUCGUACUCUUGAUGUGACCGAAGUUGAGAUUGAUACAAUUAUGAAUAAUAAUCCACAUGAUACUGAAACUCAGAAAUAUAAAAUGUUGGAUUUAUGGAUGAGACGAUGUGGAUCAAAGGAUACAGCGUCAAUUUUACAUGACAAGCUAUUUGAGAUGGAAUUCUUGAAUGCUGCUGAAAAAGUGAAGUCUUUACCACAAUCACAAGGUAGUACUACAUCUGUUGAUGAUAUUGCUUCUGGAAUUCAGGAAGUAUCAUUAGGUAGUACUGCAUAUGAUGAAUGUCCCUUAGGAACUCAGGAGUCAUCAACUAAUUUAAAAAAAGGUCCCAGAAGGCCAAGAACGAUGAAGAUCAAAAAUCUGAAAUAUAGUGAACUGGAUGAAUUCUGUAGUGACAUGAGUGUUGAGAGGGAAAAUAGUGAGUACAUUGUGUACAUAUCCCCAAAAUAAACCAGACCAGAUUUCAGUGUGCUGUGUAAAGGAAUUGCAACACUGUGAUGCAUGUAUGCUAUUUACUUGAAUAAACAGAAGAUAGAUAUAAGU